CGCAGUGAUGAAGUACCAUUCACAACAGCGCAAUGAGCCAUUCUGGUAUGGGUACACAAUCAGGAAAUACCUCAGAAGGCGGGAGAAAAGAUGAGGCCGAAAUGGCGAACCCUAGAGUUCGACGAAAGCUGCAGAAUCGCUUGAAUCAGAGGAUUUCUAGAGAGCGCAAGCUGCGACGAGAGGAACAGGCAGGGAUCCAGCGGAGAUCUCGAGGUCGACCUAGGACGGAUGUUCAACCUGUUAAUCGUCGCGUCUCCUCGAUGUCGAGGUCACAAGGCACCAGCAGGUGUGCUGAUAGCGAAACAGGUAUUGAGCUCGUUGGACUUCCGCCUGGAACCUCUUCGCUAUUUCAGCCUGCCCUGGUGUGUUUCCUUGACAGUGCUCAGACCAUGGCGGUUAUGGAUCGGCUGGCCUACGCUGUGAACUGUAGUCUCUUACAAGGCAAUCCAACGUCUGACCUACUCCUGUCUGUGACGCAGCUCAAUAGCUACCGGGCUAUCAAGUACAACAUGGAUGCACUUAAUCUCAAUUUGGAGAUAAUAAAAGAUCAAAAUGCAAUCUCGUACUUUAAUGCACCAGCUGCAGCAUUCAACACAAAUUCCGUACCGCCGAGCCUUCACCCAACAAGUCUCCAGAAGUCUCAGGUUCAUCAUCCUUACAUCGAUCCUCUACCCAUUCCAUCGCUCCGAGAUGCUCUCUUACACAAUGAGGGGCUUUACAAUGACUACGAUUUCUGUAGAGACAUGAUUGGCGACGUCGGGAAAGCUGGUAUUAUGGUUUGGGGAGAUCCUUGGGAUCCAUAUGGCUUGGAAGUGUCAGAGAGCUUUGCUAACAAGUGGUUGUGGCUGCUGAGGAGUUGCCACGAGAUGCUUGUCUCAACCAAUUACUGGAGGGCGCAGCGUGGAGAAGCUGACUUGUUUUCUCUCUGACAUUGCCCAAUAACACUACUUUCAUGGUUUGUUGUAAUAUGGGAUGCAGUGGCGAAACACCACCGCAUUUCAUCACCAUUAUUCUCUAAGCCAGACGAGCCAGGUAGACAACAAGGAGAUGAGCCGUUGCCUCAUUGCUACACUCAGGAGAAGGAGCAAUUUUACGACCGAACCAAGCACAUACGACCAUAGGUAGAGAAGAAUUCGGGGUCUCGUCUGCUCCCCCAUAGACAAGUCUCUAACCGGCAGAUUAGUAGUUAAGUGGGUGACCAUUAGCGAACACCGGCU
Trichoderma harzianum CBS 226.95 is the source of this 1217-nucleotide messenger RNA. RefSeq lists its product as hypothetical. The coding region runs from base 33 to 929 and encodes 298 amino acids. NCBI's taxonomy places the organism in Eukaryota, Fungi, Ascomycota, Sordariomycetes, Hypocreales, Hypocreaceae. The record is from RefSeq and is a predicted model, not a curated record. The transcript is spliced from 2 exons.